Messenger RNA from Suillus plorans, 780 nucleotides. RefSeq lists its product as uncharacterized. Gene Ontology annotation, cellular component: cytosol. The transcript is spliced from 5 exons. Gene Ontology annotation, molecular function: magnesium ion binding; holo-[acyl-carrier-protein] synthase activity. The record is from RefSeq and is a predicted model, not a curated record. The coding region runs from base 1 to 780 and encodes 259 amino acids. Lineage: Eukaryota; Fungi; Basidiomycota; Agaricomycetes; Boletales; Suillaceae.
AUGCAAGUUUGGAAUGUCUUAUACGACCCGCUCGAAUUCCCCGAUUCCCUUUAUCAUACCGCAUUGCCCCUAGUGGAUCAGACAGCGCAGAACAAGAUCACAAGGUUUUAUCGCCGCGAAGAUGCUUGUCGAUCGCUCAUUGGCAAUCUUCUUCCCAGAGUCUUGCUCCAGAAACGUGGCGUGGACAAAGAUGACAUGACUUUUGCAACCACUGAUACGGGGAAGCCAUACUGUACAACUCCUGGAGUAGAUCCUCCAUUGGCUUUCAAUGUUACUCAUGAUGAAGGCGUCAUCGCCAUGGCGUUCGGAACGGGCGACUUGGGACCUCCGGCAUUCAACAUAGGAGUUGAUGUCAUGAAACUCAAAAUUCCUCCACGGACUACUUUUACUGAAUUCGUUGACAUCGUCGACAGUCAGCUCACGACUCGAGAAAAGAAUUUAAUUCUUGCUGAUGUCACUGAGGAAGAGGCGAUUCGCAGGUUUUACUGCAUAUGGACCUUGAAAGAGGCUUAUACCAAGGCUCUUGGGAUUGGCCUCGGCUUUGAUUUCAGAAGGAUAGAAUAUGAUGUUGUGGAGGAGAAAGUGUCCGUCGAUGGAGAACCUGUGAGAGGAUGGCAGUUCUUGAAAUUUGAACUGCCACAUUGUGGACAUAAUUAUGUCGGCUUCGCCGCAAAGUUCGUUGGAGGGCGGGGAACAAGCAUAUCAGAACUGAGUGAAGGGUGUCUCGUUUGCUAUGAUGCUGUAUCAUUUGUUAACCGUGCGAUCGAAGAAAUGAGCUAG